AUGCAAACAUGUUUUGAUUUUUCUAACUGUGGAAGUGAUCCAAAAGUUUAUGUAUAUCCUACCGAUGGGCCAGUUAGUGCUACUUAUCGUAAAGUUCUGUCAGUCGUACGUGAAUCAAGAUAUGCAACACAUGAUCCGACUGAAGCUUGUCUCUUUAUACCAGCAGUAGACACAUUAGAUGCAGAUCCUUUAUCUCCUGAACACAUUUCAGAUGUUGGUUCCAGACUAUCACAUCUUCCAUAUUGGAAAAAUGGUAGAAACCAUUUAAUUUUUAAUUUAUAUGCUGGAACUUGGCCUGAUUAUGCAGAGGGGGCAUUAGGUUUUGACCCAGGAGAAGCUAUAAUUGCUAGAGCAAGUGCAUCUGAAAGUAUUUUCCGAGAUGGUUUUGAUAUUUCACUUCCUUUAUUUCAUAAAGAACAUCCAGAGCGCGGAGGUAUCCCUCCUGCAGCAACAGGCAAUCCUUUUCCAGCACCUCGUAAACAUUUACUGGCUUUCAAAGGAAAACGCUAUGUGCAUGGUAUUGGUAGUGAAACUAGAAAUUCUUUAUGGCAUUUACAUGAUGGAAAUAAUCUGAUAUUAGUUACGACCUGUAGACAUGGUAAAUCUUGGAAGGAUUUGAGGGAUGAGAGAUGUGAUGAGGAUAACAAAGAAUAUGAUAAAUUUGAUUAUGAGCAACUUUUGGCAAACUCAACUUUUUGUCUUGUUGCUCGAGGGAGACGUCUUGGAUCCUAUCGUUUCUUAGAGGCCUUAGCUGCUGGCUGUGUCCCAGUGUUGCUCAGUAAUGGCUGGAGAUUACCUUUUGAUGAAAGAAUAGACUGGCGCCGUGCAGUAAUAUGGGCUGAUGAAAGGCUUUUACUACAGGUUCCAGAACUAGUACGAUCUGUUCCUCCUGAGCGUGUUCUUGCUUUGAGGCAACAGACUCAGCUGUUGUGGGAACAAUAUUUUUCAUCAAUUGAGAAGAUAGUUUUUACAACAAUUGAGAUAAUACUCGAGCGCAUCACGGCUCACAGAUCAUCUCGGCAACGUGAAGCGCUCAUAUGGAAUGCAUCCCCGGGUGCUUUGGGGACACUCGCCUCGUACGGCGACUCGCGCGCCCACCUGCCCGUGGCCGCGCCGGCGCCGCCCGCGCCGCCCGCGCCCCCGCGCCGCCCCCCGUCCCUCUGCCCGCGCCCUCCAUCCCCCUCACCGCCCCUCCUCCCACACCGGGAGAUAACUAGUAGUCAAUUUUGUGAAAAGGUCGUAUUGGUGUGGGAUAGCGAGCGCGCUGCGCCGUCCUUGAAGUCGCUCGCAAGGAUAGCUGGAGAUCAACGAGACCCUCUUCCGGUGAUGGUGAUAGAUGCAACCACUCACUAUCCAGGGGAAGGAGUAUCGGCGCGUUGGCAGCCAUUGUGGGCUAUCCCUACAGCAGCGGUGUUUUCCUUAGACGGCGACGCGCCCCUGCUAGCAGAAGAGUUGGAUUUCGCUUUCCGAGUGUGGCAACAUUUCCCCGAACGAAUUGUCGGUUAUCCAGCACGUAACCAUUUCUGGGAUGAAUCUAAGAGCGCGUGGGGGUACAGCAGCAAGUGGGGGGGCUCCUACUCGAUGGUGCUGCCGAGCGCGGCGCUGGCGCACCGCGCGCUGCUGGCGCAGUACGCGGCCGCGGCGCCGGCGCUGCGCCUGGCGGUGCGGCGCGCGCGCAACUGCGAGGACAUCCUGCUCAACUGCGUGGCGGCGCACCUGGCGCGCCGCCCGCCGCUCAAGCUCGCGCAGCGCCGCCGCUACAAGCCGCAGCACCACAGAUCUUCAUGGAGCGACCCGGAACAUUUUGUCCAGCGACAGUCGUGCCUCAACACGUUCGCGGCGGCGUGGGGCUACAUGCCGCUGGUGCGCUCCGUGCUACGCCUCGACCCCGUUUUAUUUAAAGAUCCAGUCUCUACUCUAAGAAAAAAAUAUAGAAAAAUGGAAUUAGUUACGUCG
This is a messenger RNA of Brenthis ino (lesser marbled fritillary), 1956 nucleotides long. The record is from the annotation of a GenBank genome assembly. NCBI's taxonomy places the organism in Eukaryota, Metazoa, Arthropoda, Insecta, Lepidoptera, Nymphalidae.